This is a messenger RNA of Trichoderma breve, 1488 nucleotides long. RefSeq names its product transmembrane amino acid transporter protein domain-containing protein. Gene Ontology annotation, cellular component: vacuolar membrane. The transcript has 4 exons. NCBI's taxonomy places the organism in Eukaryota, Fungi, Ascomycota, Sordariomycetes, Hypocreales, Hypocreaceae. The record is from RefSeq and is a predicted model, not a curated record. Gene Ontology annotation, biological process: amino acid transmembrane transport. The coding region runs from base 1 to 1488 and encodes 495 amino acids. Gene Ontology annotation, molecular function: amino acid transmembrane transporter activity.
AUGUCUGAGAAAUUCAAGACACCACCCGAAGAUCUCGAGGCGACGACGUCUCACUCGAGUGGCUUCUCGCGGUUUGCCUCGUUAUUUGGCGGCUCCAGCGUUUGGGUUGGUCCCCGUAUAGCACCGCUGCCCGCCUACCUCAAGAGCGAUCUCUCUGAAAGCGAAGAGUCCAGCGAAGCAAUCCUCAACCGACAGCUCGCAUCGGAAGAUGGCACCUCGAUCCAAUAUCGAACUUGCUCAUGGCAAAAGACUGCGGCGCUUCUCUUCAGCGACGUGCUGGGUCUCGUCCCCGGCUUGAUCUUGACUGUUGUUGUUGCAGCCCUUGUGCUCUAUACAAGUCUUGUCCUGUGGGAGUUUUGUCUGCGACAUCCAGAGGUGCGCGACGUGUGCGACAUUGGCCAGAUGCUCUUCUGGGGCAAGGAAUGGGCGUGGUGGUUGACUGCCAUCAUGUUUGUCCUGAACAAUACAUUUAUCCAGGCUCUUCAUGUUCUGGUUGGCGCAGAGUACCUCAACACCAUGACUGCAAGCGACAAGGUUGGCGGCUGCCGUACCGUUGAGUUUGGCGUCGUGGUCACAGUCAUUUGCUUGAUUGCGUCUCUGCCUCGCACGUUCAGCAUGAUGUCCAAGCUCGGUACCGCGUCGGCAAUCUUUACCUUUAUCUCUGUGUUGCUGGCAACCAUCUUUGCGGGUGUUCAGAACAAGCCCGCAGGAUACACUGCGGCUCUGGGCUCGCCCAUUGUCACGGCUAUUCCAGUCAAGGGCACGACUUUUGUCAAUGGCAUGUCGGCCUUCCUCAACAUUAGCUACACCUUUAUUGGCCAGAUUACGCUCCCCAGUUUCAUUGCUGAGAUGCGCGAUCCUCGGGAAUUCCCCAAGUCGCUGUGGGCCUGCACGAUUGCCGAAAUCAUCGUCUUCUCCAUUGUCGGUGGCGUCAUCUAUGCUUACACUGGCAACCAAUAUGUCACGGCUCCGGCGUUUGGAUCGUUGGAUGAUCUCUACAAGAAGGUUUCCUUCUCCUUCAUGAUCCCAACUCUCAUCUUCCUCGGAUGCCUGUAUGCCUCGGUGACGGCCCGCUUCGUCUUCUUCCGCGCGUUUCGCAACUCGGUGCACAUGAAUAGCCACACCGUUGUGGGAUGGGGAAGCUGGUUCGGCAUCCUGCUCGUCACCUGGAUUUUCGCCUUUAUCAUUUCUCAGGUCAUUCCCUUCUUUUCUUCACUCUUGUCCGUCAUGUCAUCCUUGUUCGACAGUUGGUUCGGCUUCAUCUUUUGGGGCGUUGCGUACCUGCGCAUGCGAAACGCGGACAAGCAAGUUGGGCGGAAACGCAACAGCAUUACUGCAGCGUUCUCCACGGCCGUGAACAUUGCCAUCAUCAUCAUGGGCGUGUUCUUCCUGACAGUGGGCACAUAUGCCAGUGUACAGGGCAUCAUCGAUCAAUUCGAUGCUGGCACAGUCCACGGCGUGUUUUCUUGCAAGAGCAACGGAAUAUGA